Aplosporella prunicola CBS 121167 is the source of this 970-nucleotide messenger RNA. RefSeq lists its product as uncharacterized. Bases 100 to 615 code for a protein of 171 amino acids. Lineage: Eukaryota; Fungi; Ascomycota; Dothideomycetes; Botryosphaeriales; Aplosporellaceae. The transcript has a single exon. The record is from RefSeq and is a predicted model, not a curated record.
UGCGGUCGUUGUUUCUGUUCUUUGCUUGCUUGCUUGCUUGUCGUCACGCCACUAUAUAUCUGCGCACGCAAACAAGACGCCAGGAAAGGAAAGCAUCAAAUGGGUACAACCUACCUUAUAUGCAGCAGCAGACGGCUGCGAGCGCUCGAUCUACUUAUUUAUCCAUCCAUCCACCCACACAUCAUCCAUCUAUCUCCUCAUACCUUCCUACCAGUAGUACCCUACCAAACCCAGUCCAGUCCAACCCAGUCGCACAAUCCCAAUCCCAAUACGUACACACAGCAAACAAACAAACAAACAAACAACGCACUCGCGCAAUCCUCAAUCAACUCAUCAACCAUUAACCAACCAACCCACGACCGAAAUCACAACACUACACAUCACCCUAACACCUCCCUUCAUCAUUCAUUCUUCUUCUUCCUCCUCCCUCUCCCUCGCCACAGUGAGCAGCGGCCGCGCAGCCGCAGUCGACACCCACACCGCCACGCACACCGCUACGCACGCGCACGCACGCGCGGCUGCCCCCGGCACGGCUCGGCGGCUCGGCGGUUGCCGGCUCCGCUGGGAGGGCGACCCGGACCGUCACGUCACGUGCUGCGCGGGCGGGCUGCAUGAUCGGCGGGUCGGAGGCACGGAGGCACGGAGGCGGGGCCACGGGGUGGGGGGUUGUUGUGUGUGAGAGAGUGUGUUCUUAGAUAGGUAUCGUUUCCAUCAUGUAUGUAUGUGUUUUGCCAUUUGUCUUUAAGAUGACGCUUGACGCUCGAUACAACCAACUACCUACCUACAAAAGAAAGGAAAAGAUAAGAUAAGAGCGGCUGUCACGUCACGUCAUCAGACCAUAGAUCACAGUCCACAUGGGGUUUUCUGGUUUGUAUAAGGUACGUUUUGUUUCAUUAACAGAAGUCGUCGUUGCGUUGGGUUGCGUUGGGUUGUGUUGGGUUGUGUUGCUGUGCUAAACUAGGAGUACACA